AUGAACAACCAAGCCCAAGGACGACCAAGGCCCUCCUGGUCUUCCUCCGAAGGCCCGUCACUUCAAAAAACCACAUCUCACCAGUCUACGGUUGAAGAUUACGAAGAAAGUACCAGCCAAUCACCUAGUGAAGGCGGCACUCAAUACCCAACACCACCGAGUUCGGCAUCCAAGAUGGAGUACACUCCAGCCGUUCAACGUUCUGUCAGCGGGUCCGCCGUUACGCAACUGACGCCCAGCGACGAUACAGCCGUGACCAAGACUAACGGUAAUCGGGGCAAGGUGCCAAGGGAAGCAAGGAACCUCAAGGUUAAAGGAGCACGUCCUGGUAGUAUAUCCUCUUCAGGGCCCGGUCCGAACUCUGCUACCCACGAAGCGUUCUCGUCUUCCCCAGAAUCAAGUUAUUUCAAAACUCCGCUCCACGAUCGACAAGUCGCGGCGGCGCCAUAUGCCCCUACAGCUGUGGCCGUUGCCAAUUAUCCUCAGUCUCCUCUCAGUCCUGUAUCAUACGCAAACUGGGGGCCACCACAAACUCCCGCUGGCUACCCUCCACCUCAAGAGCCGUUUGCGCCUCAGCAGUUAGGAUUGCCACCUAUCAACCACGCUUAUCAUUCCGGAUUUGCCUAUGCGAACCAGAGAAGUCCCGCUUUAGAUUCCGCCUUUGCCAAUCAGCCCCCCUUGUAUGAACCGCAACACCCUGAAGCCGACGAGCAGAUGCCUGUGCAAAACGAUGACCUCCAUGUUGAAGCACUGAAUGGAUAUGCGUCUAUAGCAGCCAGACUAUCCGGGCAAUCCGGGCCAUGCAUUCAGCCGCUAUAUCGAAGAUUUGAUUGGCUUCAUCACCGUAUCUUGUUAUAUCACCAAGACCGAAUCGGGGACUUGGAAGAAGAGUUGAUACAUUUGGAUUCCAUCACCACAAACAAUGGAAGACAUAUGAGUGUCUCUUUUCGAGAAGAACGAGAAGCGAAGCAUGCUAUCCAUCAGGAAAGGAAUCGAGUAGUGCAUGAAAUUGAGAUCCUACUUCGUAAAUAUAGGAACGCCAUCUCGUCUCUUGAAGACAUGCAGAAACUACCAGCCCCAAAGAACGACGAUAUUCAAGCCUACAAAACCUUCCUAAACCAACGGAAUGUUUUGAUAGAAGAGGAAACACUCUUUCUUGGGUCAUCAGAUCUCGUCGUUUUGCCUCGAGGACCAAGAACGAAUUCCCCUGGAAGUGAUCAGACACAACCACAACAAACGUCUCCUCCACUUGUUCCUUUGCGAACCCUUAUAAAUGGGUUCUCCAUGAGCUUUCUGUGCCUGGCCGUUCUGAUGAUGGCCCUCCCUGACCUUACGACUCGGCUUGUCAUGGUGGUAUCCUAUGGGGUCCUUGUCACCACGGUGCUAUCGACAACUGGACAUCUACGACGAUUACGGCAACUUUUUGAAGGUUGA
This is a messenger RNA of Fusarium sp. VM40, 1434 nucleotides long. The record is from the annotation of a GenBank genome assembly. Lineage: Eukaryota; Fungi; Ascomycota; Sordariomycetes; Hypocreales; Nectriaceae.